AGCCCCCGGGCAUGGAGGCAGGGGGAAGGUGAGGGCUGGGGAGUGCCCGCCGCGGCCGGGAGCGCUGGGGAAGGAGCAGGCUGGGCCCCUGACAGGUGCCUCCGCCGUCAGCGCCCGCGGGCAGUGACUGGGAGACCGGGAGACUUGGUUCUUGCCGCCGCGACCCUCAGAGAUGAUGCUGGCAGAGCAAGCCCAGAAGUGGUUCCCAACUCACGUGCAAGUUACGGUCCUUCAAGCCAAAGGGCUGAAGCCCAAAGGUAAAAAUGGCAGCAACGAUGCCUUCACCAUCAUCCAGCUGGGCAAGGAGAAGUAUUCCACCUCGGUGGCCGAGAAGACCCUGGAUCCCGUCUGGAAAGAAGAGGCCUCCUUCGAGCUCCCUGGAUUACUCAUGCAGGAGAAUCCAGAAAAAUACGUCCUGUACCUGAUUGUCAUGCACAGGUCGCUGGUGGGGCUGGACAAGUUUCUGGGACAGGUGGCCAUAAGUCUGAACGAUAUGUUUGAAGACAAGCAAAGAAGGAAGACAGAGUGGUUUCGCCUGGAGUCCAGACAAGGGAAGACAACUAAAGACAGAGGAGAAAUCAAGGUCAAUAUUCAGUUUACAAGGAAUAACAUGACAGCAAGUAUGUUUGAUUUGUCAAUGAAGGACAAAACCAAAUCUCCUUUUGCUAAACUAAAAGACAAAAUGAAGGGUCGGAAAAACGACGGGACGUUUUCAGAUACAUCCUCUGCAAUCAUCCCAAGUACUCACAUACCUGAUGCAAACAUAGAGGUAUGUAGUGGUGAAGUACAGAUGAAAUCAAAACCAAAAAAACCUUUCCUUUUGGGACCUCAACGGCUCUCAUCAGCUCACUCAAUGUCAGAUUUAACAGGAUCACAUGUCUCCUCAGAAAAAAUUAAGUCUGGCACAGGUGGCUACUCUCAUCUUUUCAGGCGUCAGCUGGAAUCUUUUGGUUCAGUUGAUGAAGGGGGGAGCCUAAAAUCUCCACACAGAAGGACAUUAAGUGUUGAUACUUCUAAAAUGAACCAGCUUGACAGCACAGUUGAUGAAACUGCACUUGAAGCACAAAAUGACCCAUUUACCAAUGUGAGUGCUUCGUUACCCCAAAAAUUUGCUACACUGCCAAGACAGAAGAAUCCAUUUGAAGAAAGCCCAGCAACAUGGGAUCCAAACAUAAGUCUGUUUUCCAAACCUGGUGACAUCAGAAAAGAAAUUAAAAAAGAGAAAAAAGAGAAAGUUAGUCUUUUUGAAAGAGUGACUGGAAAAAAAGAUAGCAAGAGGUCAGAUAAACUUACCAAUGGGGGAUCAGACAGUUCUACUGACUUGAAAUCACCUAGUGUGUUUGCUGAAGCUCAUCAGGAGAGUUUUGAUUAUGAUUCGACUAAUCCAUUUCUGGCCAACUUCAAGCCUACAAGCAUGUUGCCAUCUUCAAGUUUGAAUCUGAAUCCUUCUGGCAUUGAGGACCUCAGGAAAACAAUGGAUGGGAAUCCUUUCGACGCCACCGCGGGAUAUCGCAGCCUCACCUAUGAAGAGGUUUUGCAGGAGCUGGUAAAACACAAAGAGCAACUGAAGAAGAAGGACACUCACAUUCGUGAACUGGAGGAUUACAUUGACAAUCUUCUUGUACGAGUGAUGGAAGAAACACCCAGUAUUCUCAGAGUGCCAUAUGAACCUUCUCGAAAAGCUGGCAAAUUUUCCAAAAGUUAGGAUGGUGAUACUGGAUGGUACUUUCUGCUGAAUGUGUUAGUGGAAGGAAAUCACACUUUAACAGUUUAACUUCUCUCCAAUCCUUUUCUCCUAAGAAAUUCCAGGAAUUGGGGGAGGACAGGAAUGUGGCGUGGGGUUUUUUUCUUUUUUUUUUUUUUUUUACUCCAAACACUAGCAGGGACUGCCAAAAGUAAUAUUGUGUUAGAUUACCUAAAUAACAGUUUUUUUGUCCUUUUUGAAAAUACUUUAAGGUACAGAAUACUUACGGUAGAGUAAAUAAGACACAUUAAAUAUGUCCAUAUAGUUUAUAUAAGAGCUUAGCAUUCACCAUGUGGCAUUUUCAGCAGGGAAACCUGUGCUAUUAUGAAUGUUCUCUUGAAUGAUUCUGGGUACUACAUAAAUAUAUUGAUCCUGGUAUUACAACAUGCCAUUAAGGCCACUGUUCUCAAGCCAGUGUAGUCACUUUACUAAAUCUAAGUCCGGCUUGUUGCAAUGGAAUCUAGUUUGUUCUACACAUCCUUGAGGAAAAGAGUGAUGCACAGUCUUUGCAGAGUAAAUGCUGUAUUCUAUAGGGUGUGCUUUUUGUAGAACAGUGUAAAAAAAUACCAUGCCAUUUCAGUACUGGCACCUGCUGGAAUCAGUUGCUUUACACUUAAAUGCUGAAUUUUGUGUAUAAUGGUAGUGAGCUCAUGACAUAAGGUUGUUUUGAGGAUCAUUUUAUAUGAAGUUAUUGCAUGCUUUUUUAUAUGCUAAAGUACAUUGAAAGUGUUAAUAGUCUGAAGCAGGACUGGAGAACAGUAUGGAAUAAAGAUACGAAUGCUUUGUUCAGCCAAAGUCUACUACAGUGAAAAUGUGUGAGAAAUUAACAGACUGACUUAAGGAGUCAUGAUAAUUCAAAAACUAUAGAACUGGCUCAGUUUAAGGUUGAGUUUCACAUGGUAUAUAUUUGUCUUAGGGGGUUUUUUAUGUUAUGACAACAAAGUAUAUGCCUUUAGAAAUAAGCUAUGUUGCUAAAACACAUAUAGAGUACUCAGACUUUCCAUUUAAAAAAAUCUGUAUUCGUUGUAAAUACUUCUAAAAGUCAGUUUUCAUUGAGGCAAAUGAAAGAAGAAUGUAGUAGGUAUCUUCCCAAUUGUUUGUAAAAUGACAUAUAAAGAAGGUAUCAGUACAAUAAAUUAGCAAAAUAUAGUGAUGACCCAUAUAAUGGGACAAUACUGUAGGAGAAUCCUCACAAUAUUAACAUAAAUAGAUUUUGAUUUUAAUUUCUUUCUCAAGAGUCUCAGUUGGAUUGUCAGGUACUGUGAAACAGUAAGACAAUAUUUUUUAAAAGUACAGAGAAUAUUUUAGAUUUCUAUCUAAGAAAACUGACACUUUUCCUCCUCCUCUUCUUUUUCUACACCUGAUCUGUUGGUUUUUUUCUUAGAGCACCAUGUAAUGGCUGUUGCUGAGGAAGAAAAAAAGCUUGCAGUUAAAUUCCAAUUUUUGUUGUAAAAGAUGUAAAUAUAUUUUCAUUUUUAAAACUGAGAAAGAAUAGUAAUAUCUUGAUCUGGAAAAGUUGAAAAAGUUUAUUAUUUGAAUGCUUUUGACAAUGUUAGUAUUGUGUGACAGUGCAGAAUUAUUCUUGUUAUGAAAAAAAAGAGUCUUUGUACAGUCGUCUGAUUUAGUUCACUAGUUUUUUCCUUUUUCUUCUUUUUUUUUUCCCCCAUUUUCUUAUUUUUUAGGAAUUAUCUCCCAUCCCUCUAGAGCUAUGUCCCUAGAAUUUAUGCAGUUUGAGUGUUCCCAGCCCAGCGUUGGGACACCUUAGCAUGGAGCACUGUGCCUGGAUGGAGCUGGGGUUGUUCAAGCCCCACCUGAUGGCAGUGCCCUGCAGUUGGGCAGUUGUAGCACGGAGGUGGGCCCAUUUCUUCAGGUAGUCUCUCUUUUGACAACAUAAGGAUUUAUCAAGUUCAGUACCUCAUAAACCACUCGAAUGUUCUUUUGACCCACUUCAGAUCUAAAUGACUGUAAAGUUCUUGUAAUAUAUUUGAAGUGCCAAAGGUUAUGUACAAAGUUAUGGUACACUUACUGUUGGAAGUUAGGUUUUGCACUCAAUUAGAUUUUAAUUUCUUAAUUCCACCAAGAUGUAUUUCAGCUACUCAGUAUUUCCAUUGAGGUUCUUAAACAGUUUCAAAUGUUUGGCCGAAGCAAGUGGUUUUCUAAUAUUGUUAAUGGGGGACUGUUGUGCAAUUGUUUUGAAUUCCAGAGUCAUUUUCAAACUAACUGGUGUGAGACCAUCUGUAGUAUCUACAGUGAUUAAAUCAUACACACCAAUGGGGUUUAACAAAUAAACUAACCAGAGAAUAUGCUCCAGUGACUUUUCGCUUGCAAGCCAACUUAAUGAUUAUUAAAAUGAAGCUCUACUAUAUUUAGCACCUCUGAAAUCACUUCUUUUAGAAUGUAAAUGUAGAAUAUCAAACUGCAUAAUUGACUAAGAGCAGAUCAUUUGACAUAUUUGCAUACCAAGAAUGAUAAGCAGAUUAAAGGUAGCGAAAAGAUCAAUUUUUGUGCAUUAGAGAAGAAAUUUAUUGAAGCUUUGAAUGUGCUAUCUAGUCUUUAUCUGAUCUGCAAGUGAAUAAAAGCACCUUUUGUUUCUAAGAGUUUGUUGAGAAAGAGGGAAGAACAACAAUUGCAAUUUAGGAGAAGGUAAAGUUACUAACAGAGGCAGAAUGGGACAUUUACAACUAUGAAAAUAUUUGUAUAGCAUUCUUGCAGCUAAAGAUAUGGGCUGCUUUUGGAGCAAUUCUGGAAAGAUUACAUGCACAUCAUUUUCUGCUUAGAAAGAAAUUUUAACUUUAUUCUGUAAUUUGAGCUAAUUUUUUAAAAGCAUCUUCACCUCACAUGUAUUUUUUGAACCAUGCAGCUUCAAAUGAGAAGUUUCAUAGAGCAAUUUAUAUGUUGAAAACAAAGAAAGUUCUGUUUACCCCCCUCCCAGGAUUAAAUUAUAAGCUUUCUUGCAGAUUAAUAAUAAUAAUAAUAACAACUUGCCACUUACAAUCAGUCUUUCUUGCCCUUUAAAAAUGUAGGGAUGAAAAUUUUUGGACAUCUCCACAUUAUUUUUAUUUUUUCUCUCAAACAUUAGCAUAAGAGUUCAUCCAUGCACAUAGUAUACUUUGAAGUUAUCCUUUGAAAUGUAUCCUCUGCUCAUAGCCAUGUACUUUGCUUACUUUAAAGAAUAUUAAGGCCAUACUUUAAUGUUGUAAGUAACAAAUUUAAACUUUCUGCUGUUCAAGAAGGUUGUUUAAUAUUUACAUACACAUUAACUCUUGCUGCUGUAUUUUACAUUUAGCUUGGUUUUCUGUCUACUAAUGAAUGUAGCAUUCUCCAUAGAUUAUACAUAACUAUAUUUAUUGCUCUUGGCUCUGUAUCAAGAAUUAUUUGUAAUUUUCCAGCUGUGAAAAUGUUACCUUGCAUUUGGAAAGGUUUCAUGUUUUGGGGACCUAAUCAAAGUCAUGCUCAUUAGGUACUGGUCUGCAUUUCUUUCUGCACAGGAUGCCCUUUCUUGGAUGCAUCAUAAAAUGAACAGAACUGCUGUCUUAAUAUGUUUACUGCUGCACUGGAGGUUUUUUACACCUCCAGCUUUAAAGAAAACUUAUUGUCCCUAUAUGAAGUAUGUAGAGUAAGCUCAUGCUUUUUUGCUCUUUAUGUAUCCAUUAUUGUUGUAGAUAUGAUAGAGGCAUUAGCUGUGGGCUGUUAAAAUGGUGAUAUUUAAAGCAUGUUGACUAACUUCCUCUCUUUGAAGUACACCAUGAAGGAUUAUAGUGCUGCUGUGUUGAUGAUGCUGGAUACAAGGGUCUGUCAGCACUUUCAGUGUGAAACCCCAUUUUCAGGGAUUUAUAAGUUCUAAAUGUAGAUACAGUCACUGGAAGUGUUUAAUGUGCAAUGGGUAGCACUUUAAUUUGUUUAUGAAGGGUUCUGAGAUAGUCAUGGUCUCCUAAAGCAUGGUGGGCAUUUGUUUUAUCCUUCAUAAUCUGUACAUUGAAGAAGCCACUGUAUGUUGUGAAUGGUAGAGCCGUUCCUGUUCAUCUUAGAAGCUUCCAGUUGUCUUGUAUUAUUACAAUGUACUAUAAAGAGCUGAAGAUCCAAGUUAUGUAGGAAGUCUGUAAAAGAUACAAACAUUACUUACAGCUUAAAGGUUGAUUCCAUCUUGUGCAGUCAAUGGUAGUUUGUCUACAUGUGAUGAUGGUACGGAAUCACAACUGUGUGCACAUGUGAGAACUAUAAACUUAGAAUGCAUGAAAGACUUUACUUUGGUUUCAUUAUUGCAACUUCAGCUCCUUUAGUUUGAUUCCAGUGUUACCUUAAUGUUUUAAUUUCUGUUCACUCAAUAAAUAUUGCAUGUCUAACACUAAUAAAGCACCACAAUGCACUACCACAGCA
Molecule: messenger RNA, 6121 nt
Organism: Apus apus (common swift)
Lineage: Eukaryota; Metazoa; Chordata; Aves; Apodiformes; Apodidae
Gene: RAB11FIP2
Product: RAB11 family interacting protein 2
Exons: 5
Coding region: 173-1705 (510 amino acids)
Biological process (GO): regulated exocytosis
Cellular component (GO): phagocytic cup; endosome
Molecular function (GO): small GTPase binding
Source: RefSeq, a predicted model, not a curated record